AUGGCUGUUUUGCGUAUCGUGAGCCUUUGCAUGCUGCUGUGCUGCAGCGAGGCAAUGUUUAAAAAAGACAUGAGGACUGUCAUGGAGGAGGAGUGGCCAGACAUGAAGCACCUGGGCGACGUGGUGUCACAGGCCACCGACAAGGCCAAGGCCAUCGUGCAUCAGGGGCAGGAGGCUGUUGAGGGCAUCAAGGACCUGGCGCUGGACACCUUUGAAGCCGCCGCUGCGAAAGUGAAUCAAAGCCUGAAAGUGGUGGGUCAAGAGGUGAGGGAUAUGAACACCACGGCCAUGAAGGAGAUCAUCUCCUUAGACGAUAAGGUCAAGUCUGCCAAGAACAAGGCGGCCACUUUUGCGGCUGGUACCAGUGCUGUGCUUGAACAAAUCCAACCCAUCUUCGAACAGUUUCUGGAGCAAUUGCAUUCAGUCACCAAGAUGGCAACGGAUGCCCUGAACAGCAUCAGCCAGGAGAAAGCCGUGAUGUCCCUCGACAAGGCCAUGGAUAAGGUCUUCGCCACGGCCUCGUCGUGGAAGUUUGCCAUGCAGGAUCUGGCUGAGAAGCUUCAGCAGAUGAAUGAGAGCCUUUCCGGCUACACACCUGAAGAAAAGGUUGAACGUCCCGGCGCCGCCCGACGUCAUGAGCGGCAAGCAGAUCGGCAGGCCAGCCGUGCCGACUCCAACUUGACCAACUCGACGGAGCCUAAGCCUACGGUGGCUGCAUUGGUGCAGUCCAUGGCCAUGGAUCCAGUGGAGGAACUCUCCAAGACAUUGAAGGGUCCAAUGAAAGAGCUGAAGUCGGCUGCCGCGAAGCUGAACGACAUGGCAGAGGAGGUCACUGGAGCCAUGGGAAGCUUCGUGGAUGGCGCCUUGGAGGCCGCGAAGUCGAAGCUUCCCAAGUCCCUCAUGGCCAAUGUGACGGAGGUGCUGAAGGGCGUACAGCACGAGGCAAUGCAGGAGCUGGAGCCUUUGGGAGAGGUGGGUCAGAGCAUUGUCAGUGGCCUCAAAAAGGCCGGAACGGAUGCUGGUUUGGACUUCGACUCCGGGGUGGCUGCGCGCUUGCCCUUGACUGUCAUGGAGGAAGAGUGGCCAGACAUGAAGCACCUGGGCGACGUGGUGUCACAGGCCACCGACAAGGCGAAGGCCAUCGUGCAUCAGGGGCAGGAAGCUGUUGAGGGCAUCAAGGACAUGGCGCUAGACACCUUUGAAGCCGCUGCUGCGAAAGUGAAUCAAAGCUUGAAAGUGGUGGGCCAAGAGGUGAAGGAUAUGAACACCACGGCUAUGAAGGAGAUCAUCUCCUUGGAUGAGAAGGUCAAAUUGGCCAAGAAUAAGGCCGCCACUUUUGCAGCCGGCACCAGUGGAGUUCUCGAACAAAUCCAACCCAUCUUCGAACAGUUUCUGGAGCAAUUGCGUUCAGUCACCAAGAUGGCAACGGAUGCCCUGAACAGCAUCAGCCAGGAGAAAGCCGUGAUGUCCCUCGACAAGGCCAUGGAUAAGGUCUUCACCACGGCCUCGUCUUGGAAGUUUGCCAUGCAGGAUCUGGCUGAGAAGCUGCAGCAGAUGAAUGAGAGCCUUUCCGGCUACACACCUGAAGCACAUGUUGAACGUCCCGGCGCCGCCGAACGUCACAAGCGGCAAGCAGCUCGGCAGGGCAGCCGUGCCGACUCCAAUUUGACCAACUCGACUGAGUCUGAAGAGGUGGCUCCUUUGCUGUCCAUGGAUCCAGUGGAGGAACUUUCAAAGACGCUCAAGGGUCCAAUGAAAGAGCUGAAGUCGGCUGCCGCGAAGCUGAACGACAUGGCAGAGGAGGUCACUGGAGCCAUGGGAAGCUUCGUGGAUGGCGCCUUGGAGGCUGCAGAGUCGAAGCUUCCCAAGUCCCUCAUGGCCAAUGUGACGGAGGUGCUCAAGGGCGUACAGCACGAGGCAAUGCAGGAGCUGGAGCCUCUGGGAGAGGUGGGCCGGAGCAUUGUGGGUGGACUGUACAAGGCUGGAACUGAUGCUGGUUUGGACUUCGACUCCGGGGUGGCUGCGCGCUUGCCCUUGACUCUCCUCAUGGGCUUGGCCAUGGCAUUCAUCGGCUUCGCUUGA
Cladocopium goreaui is the source of this 2082-nucleotide messenger RNA. NCBI's taxonomy places the organism in Eukaryota, Dinophyceae, Suessiales, Symbiodiniaceae. The record is from the annotation of a GenBank genome assembly.